Messenger RNA from Camellia sinensis, 777 nucleotides. The record is from RefSeq and is a predicted model, not a curated record. NCBI's taxonomy places the organism in Eukaryota, Viridiplantae, Streptophyta, Magnoliopsida, Ericales, Theaceae.
AUGACUCUUAAAAGAAAUUAUUCGUCUGGAUUCGCAAAAAGGAAAAAGAAGAAAAGAGUCAAAAAAUUAGUUGAGUGUCAAAGAGAAGCUAUUGAUAAAUUCUUUAUGAGUGACAAACAAACAGAACAAUCAGUUGAAGACUUGAAUAGUGAAGAAUUUGAAACUUCGGUGAAUAAUGAAAAUGAAAAUUUGGUGGAUAAUGAGAAUGAAAAUUUGGUGGAUGAAAAAGGAAAUGGGGAAUUUGGGAGUGCAGAAGCCAAUCAAGAUGAUGAGAUGAAUACGGAAUUCGAAAGAGGUCCUGUAAGAAGAAAUUGUGAGUUCAACUUUCCUAAGGAUGACUCUUCUAGGCAUAGGCAUUUCUCACCUGUUCAUUACAUUCGGCAUUUACCAAAUGGAGAAAAAUUUGAUAGGACAUGGCUGAUAUACUCGGAACUUUUGGAUAGAGUAUUUUGCUUUUGUUGUAAGUUGUUUAAGCAGGAGGGAAAUAAGACUCAAUUGGCUACCAAAGGAUUUAAAGAUUGGAGAAAUAUUGGUGAGAGACUUAAAGGCCAUGAAAGUGAUAACGAGCACAUUACUUGCAUAAGCAAAUGGAUUGAGUUGGAGGAAAGAUUGGGAAAGCAUCAAACAAUAGAUAAAAGUAUACAAGAACAAGUUUACAAAGAAAGAGAGCACUUGAGACGGGUUUUAUUGAUGAUAAUUGCAGUUGUGAAAACACUUGCCAAGAAUAAUUUGCCUUUUCGUGGAAGCCAUGAGAAGAUUUAUGAAGAGAGCAAUUGA